This is a messenger RNA of Rubroshorea leprosula, 545 nucleotides long. The record is from the annotation of a GenBank genome assembly. Lineage: Eukaryota; Viridiplantae; Streptophyta; Magnoliopsida; Malvales; Dipterocarpaceae.
AAAGACAAAAAAAAAAAGAAAAAAAAAAGAAAAGGAAUAAAGGCAUGGAGUUGGGGGAGAUGACAUUCAACAAAGUCGGUGGAGUCAUCAAUUGGUUCCUCGACCAUAUGGUUGUCGCCACCCGCACCAUCCACCAACCCCUUAAGCUCUCCAACCUUGUCAUCAAAGUUCGAGCUGCUCGAAUACCAUUGUCCUCAGCUCAUGAAGAACUCCCAACUCGGCAACAAGAAGCAUUCUUCCAGCUCCGCAACGACAAAAUAGUCGCCCAGCUCAGCAACACCAAGCAUUCUCCUAGUUCGGCUUCCAACCACAAGCAUCCUUCUUGGGCAAUAAACCAUUUGAGUUUGGUUACCACUUUGUGAUUAUUGGGGAGACAAAUCUUAACCUUUUCAUUAUUUUACUUUGUUUUUUUAUGUUGUUUUAUUUUCUUUUGCUGUAAACCAAAUUGGAAUCUUCCACUCUUUUGAAUUUGUUCUUACAGAAUCCAAGGGAUAAGUCCCUAACUAGGCAGCUUGCCAAUAGCAAAUUAAAUCCCUCCAAUCAGC